AUGUCGUUCUUUGGCUUCGAUCCAUCUGCCAAGCCUGGCAAACGCCACGGCGACAGAAAAGCCAACUUGGACAGUUUUCAAAACUUUGACGAUGAAAUAAAUUCAGAGGAGGAAGAUGCUUUGAAUGAAGAGACUUUCGGAACAGACGUUUCCAAUAUGGGUGCAGACUUUGACUUCUCUGCUGGGUUUGGGGCCAACCAGAACAAGCCGAAGGCAGGAUUGAAACCUGCCCCUGUGCAUAAUGCAGUUGCAGAAGCAGGUAUUUCUUAUGCUGAGGCUGCAAAGACUGCACAGGCACCCGAAGAUGCGUCGACUUUGAAACCAAUGGAGUCGCUUUGGGGUGGUUCUGACAAGAGCGGUAGCCAGCAGGCACAGCAGGCCCAGAAUCAGCCUGUUGGAGACCCUGGAAGCGCUUCUGCACGAGAUGACAAGAAAGUUUACUCUCUGGAGGAAAUUGAGGCCAGAAUAAGAGCCCAGCCCCCUCCUCCACAGCUGUCACAGCCGCAAAUGGGUCCGCAGCGGAUGCUUCCACCGGGAAUGAACCCGUUCAUGCUCCCACCACAGGCUCAGCAGCAGAUUUUGGCUUCGGCAGUUGCCUCUGGCAGAUAUCCUGAUAUUGCUACUGCAGCAAGGGCCAUGACGCAGAUGAUGAUGGCUCCGCCUCCAAUGGGACCUUCUGGAAUGCAACAGGGACCAAUUCCACCGCCAUUUAUGGGAUUUCCACAGAUGCCAGGUAUGAGUGGCCCUGUUUCGAGUGGUGGGUCUGUUAAUCAGCAGCAGCAACAACAGCAACAACAACAACAACAGCAGCAGCAGCAGCAACAGCCUCACGCACAGCCUUCGCAGCUGCCAGUGCGUCCAGUUGCACCAGUUGCACUGCAGGCUGAUGAUAAUACUUCUUCUGCAAACGUUUCUGGAGAAUCUGCGUACCCUUCCCCUCCACCAGCUUCUUCUGGAAGUGAUCAUGUGGGAAACGAGCAGCAAAAUCAACAUAAUCAGAAUCAGCAACAACAACAACAACCACAACAACAACUACCUCAUCAAUUACCUCAACAACCUCGCCAACACCAACAACACGGAUAUGUCGGCGGAAACAACUACCGUGGACGCCACUUCUAUAACCAGCAACACAGGCAGUUCCAGCGUCAGCGUCAGAUUGAAGGUAUGACGGAUGAGGAAAAGCAGAAGUACUUCGCCAGGCAGGAGAAGGUCAAUCGUAUCACCCGGGCUUCCGGGUUCAUGAAUCCCCGUGAUAAGGACUUUGUGACGAGAUUCCAGCUCUCACAGAUCGUCACAGAUGAUCCGUACAACGAGGAUUUCUACUGCCAGGUGUACAAAGUGCUCAAUUCUUCAGUGGAAGCCAACAGUAUGAACUCGUUGGCCAAGAAGUAUCUUGAGCAGUCAGGCCACCGACUAGGCGGCAGAUCCAAGCGUGCAGACAUUGCUCUACAGAGAAUGCAGCAGCAGGUGUCGAAGGCCGUGUCUGUUGCCAAGGAACGCGGAAAAAGAACAGGUGUGUUGACCAAAGAGGGAGCACUUGGAAAAGUGUCUUUUGCAAGCGGAAAGCAGCCCAGACAGCUGUUGGUGGUGAACUCGUCGGACCCCAAGAGUGCGAACAGCGAGGUUCCAGCCGAGUACAAGUUCCCACAGUCUUCCAGAACGUUCAGGCUCUCGAUUGUCGAAAGUAUAUACUCGGAGGUGCUCAAGCAGGAGUCUCUGGAGAGAGAGAGCGGACAGGUUGACGAUUCGGAGCUUUGGAACUGUCUGAAGACCAACCAGGGCGAGGGAGCUUCCGCAAAUUCUCCAAUCGAUCCGUUCAUCUCAGUGCUCUCAUUUGACAAGAUGAUGAAGGUGUUCAACCGGGUUUUCCACCUGCUCACACCGCUUCACCGGGCAGAGUUGGUCGAGCUCAUUUUUAGGGAGUUACACAAAGUUGAGGUUGUUCACAGGGGCUCGUACGAGCUCUAUGCGGACAAAAACUACGAGCUACCCAAGGAGGUCAAGGCCCAGAUUGAGAUGUUCCAGACCACCGUUUUGAAAGCUUUGGUUCUAUACCUCAGUGAGUCGCCCUUCUCCAUUGUGCUUCACUUCCUCGAUGUUCUUCUCCAGAGCAAUACCGUUCCAUUCCUCGUGACAACCAGAAUCGGCUUGUCGCUUAUAACUGUGCUCAUAUCAAGGCUUGAAUUGAUCAAGCAAGAGAUGACCAAUGGCAUAAGUGCUCAGGACUUGUCCCACUGGCAGCAAACCUACAACAAGCUCUUCCAGUUCUUGGAGGGCAGAAUUACCAUUGUCUUCCCACCCUACUUCUCUAACGAUGAGCAGAAGUUGGUCAGAAACUCGGACUCGGAUGGCAACGACUCUUAUAUUUGGGAAUUCCUCGCCUCGUUGUCUUUGGCAGGCCAGCUUAGCCACCAAAGAAUUGUUGUCGAUGAGGUUAGAGAUGAAAUCUUUGGUGCUAUGGCCACCAGCAAGAGGUUGAGGGAGGCCGGCGAUUCUGCCAAGGCCGAAAAGCAUCUCUCCGAAUUAAACUUGUUCCUCAACGUUAUUGGCCUUAAGGCCAACGAGGAUGAUAUCACUGAGCUUACAGACUAG
Brettanomyces bruxellensis is the source of this 2592-nucleotide messenger RNA. RefSeq lists its product as uncharacterized. The transcript has a single exon. The record is from RefSeq and is a predicted model, not a curated record. Lineage: Eukaryota; Fungi; Ascomycota; Pichiomycetes; Pichiales; Pichiaceae. Gene Ontology annotation, molecular function: RNA binding. Bases 1 to 2592 code for a protein of 863 amino acids. Gene Ontology annotation, cellular component: P-body. Gene Ontology annotation, biological process: P-body assembly; deadenylation-dependent decapping of nuclear-transcribed mRNA.